Messenger RNA from Strongylus vulgaris, 699 nucleotides. Lineage: Eukaryota; Metazoa; Nematoda; Chromadorea; Rhabditida; Strongylidae. The record is from the annotation of a GenBank genome assembly.
AUGGAUAUUGCCAUGAUGACAUCAAUAAUUUCUUUACCAGAUUUGAAAGCACAACCAAAUCCCAGUAUGCAGCCAACUUUUGAGACUUACGAAUACGAAUACGAUUUUGAUGAGCGUUUAAUACACAUAUCACAUUUGCAUGAAGACAACGUACCGGCUAGUCAAAAAGCUGAAUCUGCGAACGAAAAAGAGAUUCCAGAGACGUAUACUUACGAAUACGAAUACGAUUUUGAUGAGCGUUUACACAUAUCACAUUUGCAUGAAGACAACGUACCGGCUAGUCAAAAACCUGAAUCUGCGAACGAAAAAGAGAUUCCAGAGACAUUUGAUGCUCGAACAAAAUGGGAAGGUUGUUGGUCCUUAGAAGAAGUUCGUGAUCAAUCAAAUUGCGGGUCAUGCUGGGCAGUUGCAACGGCAUCAGCCGCGUCUGACAGAUUGUGCAUCGUUAGGAAGUGGUAUAAGAAACAAAAUGAUGAUUUUGAUAAUCCUUAUCAGGAUGAGGUUUCCGCUGCUGAUAUCAUGUCGUGCUGUUUGGAGUGCAGAAGAGAAGGCGGAAACGGAUGCGACGGAGGAUCCAUAUUCAAGACGUGGGAGUAUCUGAAGAAUGUGGGAGUGUGCAAUGGAGGAUCUUGGAAUGCGGAGUUGGUUCCUGCUGUAUUGUGUUCUUGCCGCCCUGAUGAAUGUGUAGCUUAUGCUUAG